CGCGAUGCCAAGCUUUUCUGAUGACGUCCGCACACGGUCAGGCGACGAGAUUGACUGCCAGUCUGAUCAGCGCUACGCCCUGCCGAGCUUUGGUGACCAGCUCUUCUCGACCAGCCGACCAUCUUCUGUGCUUCAGAGGAUCGUGCAUUGACGGCAGAUGAGCGCAAGUCUACGGGAAAGCGAGAUCAGCCAAAGAGAUUGAUAGAGCAGUGCACGUCACCGCCCGUUCUCUCCUCAUGUCAAACGCAAAGCCCAACGGAGAGCGCGAGCCUCUACUGGACUCGUCCACGAGCUCUCGUAGAUCCUCGCACCAUAUACCCAACAAUCACAACCCACCGUCACCGGCACCCAACCCGCUCAGCCACGGGGACCCAAGCCUGCUGGAGUCCUUCAGGAACCUCUUCCUCGGUACCUACAUCAACAUCCUCCUCGUCGCCGUGCCGCUAGGCUUCCUGUCGCAUUUCCUUCACUGGGGUCCUACCGCCGACUUUGUCAUCAAUUUCCUCGCCAUCAUACCGCUUGCGGGUCUGCUCAGCGAAGCAACCGAGCAAGUCGCGCUCAGACUUGGCGAGACUAUCGGAGGCUUGCUCAAUGCCACCUUUGGCAACGCAGUCGAGGCCAUCGUCGGCAUUCUUGCGCUCGUCAAGGGCGAGCUGAGGAUUGUUCAGACCUCACUGCUGGGCUCUAUCUUGUCGAACAUCCUGCUCGUUCUCGGUUGCUCCUUCUUGGCCUCGGGUCUCAAGUUCAAAGAGUCGUCCUUCCAGACGACUGCAGCACAGGCGUCUAGCUCCCUCUUGAUACUCUCGACUGCUACUCUCGUGAUACCGGCCGCUUACCAGUCGACUGUCAAAGCAACGGAAAGUGCGUCUACACUCGCAAGCGUCUCCGGCCACGACGGCUUGCUGACCAUCUCGAGAGGAACUUCUGUCAUCUUGCUGGUCAUGUACAUGCUCUACCUCUUCUUCCAACUCAAAUCGCAUUCCUACCUCUUCGAAGCGGAAGAACAGGCCGAAGAGGAGGAAGCCAAGAUGAACGUCAAAGCAGCCGUAGCAGCUCUCCUCAUUGUCACUGUAGUCACAUCCUUCUGCGCAGACUAUCUGGUGGGCUCGAUAGAUCAGUUUGCUAACAACUUUGGCGUGCCGAAGCCUUUCAUUGGCCUGAUCUUGCUACCGAUCAUCAGCAAUGCAUGCGAACACGUCACCUCGGUCGUCCAGGCAUACAAAGGCCGAACGGACCUGACGAUCGGCGUCUGCGUCGGCUCCUCAAUUCAGAUCGCCAUCGGCGUCAUUCCUCUCCUCGUCGUCAUUGGCUGGAUCAUCGGACAGGAAAUGACACUCAACUUUGAACAAUUUGAGACAAUCUUCGUCUUUCUGUCGGUCUUGCUCGUCAAUCUCGUCUUGACGGACGGCAAGUCCAAUUGGUACGAAGGCGCCAUGCUCGUCGCGCUCUAUGUCAUCGUAGCACUCGCCGUCUACGAGACUUAGCCUCGCUGCAGCGCUGAAGCGUGUUGUACUACAAGCAAGAGAUACC
Molecule: messenger RNA, 1530 nt
Organism: Mixia osmundae IAM 14324
Lineage: Eukaryota; Fungi; Basidiomycota; Mixiomycetes; Mixiales; Mixiaceae
Exons: 7
Coding region: 237-1484 (415 amino acids)
Biological process (GO): calcium ion transmembrane transport; intracellular calcium ion homeostasis
Cellular component (GO): fungal-type vacuole membrane
Molecular function (GO): calcium:proton antiporter activity
Source: RefSeq, a predicted model, not a curated record